This is a messenger RNA of Carlito syrichta (Philippine tarsier), 4788 nucleotides long. RefSeq names its product DLG associated protein 4 (gene DLGAP4). Gene Ontology annotation, molecular function: molecular adaptor activity. The transcript has 13 exons. The record is from RefSeq and is a predicted model, not a curated record. Bases 269 to 3202 code for a protein of 977 amino acids. Gene Ontology annotation, biological process: signaling. NCBI's taxonomy places the organism in Eukaryota, Metazoa, Chordata, Mammalia, Primates, Tarsiidae. Gene Ontology annotation, cellular component: postsynaptic specialization; glutamatergic synapse.
ACCACACCAGCUGACAUUUCCAGACAGACGCUGGAAUCAGCUCUUCGGGGGAUUGGCAGAUAAAUUUGGCCCAGGCUGUUGGGAAAAGCUUCAGCCUUCCCAGGGAAGCAGGCCCAGGCUCCCCGACUUCCGUCCACCUGCUCUUCGACCUGGCCUCCCAGGGCCCAAACACUGUCCCGCAGCCUUGCAGGUGAGGGAUAGCUGCUGCCCGGGAGAGGUGACCCGGGCGCCCCACUAGGGCGCCGGCCCCUGCCCUUGGGCCGGGAUCAUGAAAGGCCUCGGCGACAGCCGCCCCCGCCACCUCUCCGACAGCCUAGACCCACCCCAUGAGCCCAUGUUCGCAGGGCCCGACCGCAACCCCUACCUGCUGUCGCCGACGGAGGCCUUUGCCCGUGAGGCCUGCUUCCCCGGGCAGAACACACUGCCAGGGGACAGCCUCUUCCCACUCAACAACCAGCUGCCACCACCCAGCAGCACUUUCCCCCGCAUCCACUACAACUCCCACUUUGAGGUGCCGGAGGAGAGCCCCUUCCCCAGCCAUGCCCAGGCCACCAAGAUCAACCGGCUGCCCGCCAACCUCCUGGACCAGUUUGAGAAGCAGCUGCCCAUCCACCGCGACGGCUUCAGCACGCUCCAGUUCCCCCGCGGCGAGGCCAAGGCCCGUGGUGAGAGCCCCGGCCGCAUCCGCCACCUGGUCCACUCGGUCCAGCGCCUCUUCUUCACCAAGGCUCCCUCACUGGAGGGCACGGCGGGCAAGGUCGGGGGCAAUGGCAGCAAGAAAGGUGGCAUGGAGGACGGCAAGGGCCGGAGGGGCAAAAGCAAGGAGCGGGCCAAGGCUGGGGAGCCCAAGCGGCGCAGCCGCUCCAACAUCUCGGGCUGGUGGAGCUCUGAUGACAACUUGGACGGCGAGAGCGGCGCCUUCCGCAGCGGCGGCCCAGCCUCUGGGCUGAUGACGCUGGGCCGCCAGGCAGAACGCAGCCAGCCACGCUACUUCAUGCACGCCUACAACACCAUCAGCGGGCACAUGCUCAAAGCCACCAAGAACAACACCACUGAGCUGACUGCCCCGCCACCCCCGCCUGUGACCCCGGCCGCCUGCCCCAGCCUUGGGGUGGGCACUGACACCAACUAUGUUAAAAGGGGCUCCUGGUCCACUCUGACUCUCAGCCAUGCCCACGAAGUCUGCCAGAAGACCUCAGCCACCUUGGAUAAGAGCCUGCUAAAAUCCAAAUCCUGCCACCAAGGUCUAGCCUACCAUUACCUGCAGCUUCUUUUGCGGAACAAAGAAUGUCGAUGGGCUCUGGGACCACAGCUCCAUGCUGACCGCCAGGGUCCCCUGACCCCCCAUGCUGGGGUCAGGCUCUGGUUCGGGCCUGGAGGCUUCCCUCUGCAAGUGACUGGCCUGCCGAGGGCCUUCUCGUCGGUGGCCCUGAACUACCUGGGUGCUGCCAAUAAGUUGAUUCGGAGUCUGGACCGCCUGGAUUCAGUGGACAUGCUGCUGCCCUCCAAGUGUCCAAGCUGGGAAGAGGACUACACCCCCGUCAGCGACAGCCUCAACGACUCCAGCUGCAUCAGCCAGAUUUUUGGACAGGCCUCCCUGAUCCCCCAGCUGUUUGGCCACGAGCAGCAGGUCCGGGAGGCAGAUCUGAGCGACCAGUAUGAGGCGGCCUGUGAGUCAGCCUGCAGCGAAGCGGAGUCGACGGCCGCGGAGGCGCUGGACUUGCCGCUGCCCAGCUACUUUCGCUCCCGCAGCCACAGCUACCUGCGGGCCAUCCAGGCCGGCUGCUCGCAGGAGGAGGACAGUGUCUCCCUGCAAUCCCUCUCCCCCCCACCCAGCACCGGCAGCCUCAGCAACAGUCGCACGCUUCCAAGUUCAUCAUGCCUCGUUGCAUAUAAGAAGACCCCACCGCCGGUCCCUCCACGCACCACCUCAAAGCCAUUCAUCUCAGUUACGGUCCAGAGCAGUACUGAGUCCGCCCAGGACACCUACCUGGACAGCCAGGAUCAUAAGAGCGAGGUGACUAGCCAGUCAGGCCUGAGCAACUCAUCGGACAGCCUGGACAGCAGUACCCGACCACCCAGCGUGACACGGGGCGGAGUCACCCCAGCCCCUGAGGCCCCAGAGCCACCCCCAAAACAUGCAGCUCUGAAGAGCGAACAAGGGACACUGACCAGCUCCGAGUCCCACCCUGAGGCCAUCCCCAAAAGGAAACUGUCAUCAAUAGGAAUACAAGUUGACUGCAUUCAGCCAGUGCCAAAAGAGGAGCCCAGUCCUGCUACCAAAUUCCAGUCCAUCGGGGUUCAGGUAGAGGACGGCUGGCGAAGCAGCGUCCCCUCUCACAGCAUGUCCUCCCGCCGGGACACCGACUCGGAUACCCAGGAUGCCAAUGACUCGAGCUGUAAGUCAUCUGAGAGAAGCCUCCCAGACUGUACCCCUCACUCCAACUCCAUCACCAUCGACGCCGGCCCCCGGCAGACCCCCAAGAUUGCCCAGAUCAAGCGCAACCUCUCCUAUGGAGACAACAGCGACCCUGCCCUAGAGGCGUCCUCGCUGCCCCCACCCGACCCCUGGCUCGAGACCUCCUCCAGCUCCCCAGCGGAGCCAGCACAGCCAGGGGCCUGCCGCCGCGACGGCUACUGGUUCUUGAAGCUACUUCAGGCAGAAACAGAGCGGCUGGAAGGCUGGUGCUGCCAGAUGGACAAGGAGACCAAAGAGAACAACCUCUCUGAAGAAGUCUUAGGAAAAGUCCUCAGUGCUGUGGGCAGUGCCCAGCUACUGAUGUCCCAGAAAUUCCAGCAGUUCCGGGGCCUCUGUGAGCAAAACUUGAACCCUGAUGCCAACCCACGUCCAACAGCCCAGGACCUGGCAGGGUUCUGGGACCUGCUCCAGCUGUCCAUCGAGGACAUCAGCAUGAAGUUCGAUGAACUCUACCACCUCAAGGCCAACAGCUGGCAGCUGGUGGAGACCCCGGAGAAGAGGAAGGAAGAGAAGAAACCACCCCCUCCAGUCCCCAAGAAGCCAGCCAAAUCCAAGCCGGCAGUGAGCCGCGACAAGACCUCGGACGCCGGGGACAAGCAGCGGCAGGAGGCCCGCAAGAGACUCCUGGCAGCCAAGCGGGCAGCGUCCGUGCGGCAGAACUCGGCCACGGAGAGCGCAGACAGCAUCGAGAUUUAUGUCCCGGAGGCCCAGACCAGGCUCUGAGACUGCAAGGAGGAAGGAAACCAUUCGAAGUCAUAAAAACACACACACACACAAACUCUGUGCAAAUGAAACAGGACUUUCUCAACCUUUAGUAUGGUUGUUCUGUCUAGAGACCCUGAGCCAACUUUCAAAUUGAUGCAUACAAGGGCUCACAAUUUGGCUUUUUUGGGUCCCUCCCAGCUUUAGGUUAUGAAGAUUUCACACACAAAGUCAACAAAAACCACAAACUAGAAACCUUUUUUUCCUCUUGCGGCCGUGGUGGACUAGAUGGACCUCGGCAGCCCCGGCCAGCCUCCAGACCGCGGUCUUUUUACUUGUUCUGUCUGGUGAGAACUCAGCUAGCUUGUUUACAAGAUGAUGACCGUCCCAGGGCAGUCUUGGGCACCUGCCAUGUCCUUCCUCUUUUCCCGGCUACUCCUGCUCUGACCUUGGAGUUUUCAUUCUUGCGUUUUUCUCUUUUCCCUUCAGAGCUCACACAGUGGUCACCGUCAUGGCGAGCGGCUUUCUGGGUCUCAGCCCCUUCUGCAGUUGAGGGCCCAGGGACAGAGAGAUGGACACGCACCCCCACCCCAGGCUCACACACAGUCUCGUGCGCACACUCACACUCACGCAGACGGAGGCUCCUCACAGGAGCAGCCCCGCCACUGCCACCGCCAGCCCUGGGCAGUGCCAGGCAGGACUUGCCUCUGAGCAGAUGAGGAAGGUUGUAGUUUUGAGGGGGAAAUGAGACAAAGCCACAGUUACCACCCUCCAGACUCCCGCCUUUUUUUUCUCUCCACCCCUUUCUUCCUGCAGCAAAACCUAGGCCUCAGAGUGGCUUCCAGGGGCACUCGGGAGAAGGACCCCAUUUUCUAGGGUUCUGUCCUCAGCCACGCCUGUGUACAGUCCCGAGGGCGGGCGGUGGGGUCUGUAUGUAUGUGUACAUAUGCACAUAGACCUUAGAGUGUAUAUUUAACCAACGCCAUCUGCUCACCCAUGCCCACCAGCGCCACCGCUGGCUCUCGGGGCACCUGGCAGGAGGCGGGUGUGUGAAUAGCAUAUAUUUUUACAUGUACUAUAUCUAGGUGUGUGUACAAGUGUGUGUAAAAAUAUAUACCUUGUGUGUAAGCAGCCCUCUUUUUGUUGGUCUCCCCCGCCCCCAGGGGCCCAUCUGCCCAGUCUCUGAGUUUUCUGUUCUACUUUUUUUUCACCCCAGUCAUCCUCCUCUUUCUCUCUCCUGCCCCCUUCCCCACCCCCAGGGUGUCAUGAGCCCUGAGCUGCAAUGGCCUGGGCCUGCAGGGUGGGGUGGGGGAGGGCAGGGCGAGGGCUGGCCCGGCAGUGAGCUCAGUCCGUGAGGGGCUGCUCUAUACUGUGUAUACGACUUGGUGGCAUUGGAGAUGUCCUCUUGUCCGGCGCUUGCUGCAGGCGGAGCCCCCCCAGGUGAACCAGGGCCUGCUCUGGGCCCAUUCCAGCUUGGCCGCUGUCUGUGACCUUGGGCAAGUCACUUGACCUCUGUGUGCCUCAACUUCCUCCUCUGUAAAAUGGGGACAGUCCCUGCCCCUCCCUACCUCACAGGCAUGUUGUGAGAAUAAAUGAGGUGACGUGUA